CAGCAGCCGUCGUGUCGGGAUUGGAAUGUUAGCGACUAACAAUUGGAACAACUGAGCACUCGGUAAUUGGACGCUAGGAUCAAGGAAUCUCGUAUUUUUAAACAUUUCCUCCGCUCUUAACGCGGCCCGAGGUCGGCGUCCGCUCCGCCGGUGUCGACGGGACAACUUCGCCCGCUGCGCGGCUCCCCUGUCGAUGAGGUUGUAUUUAAUACGCGGGCAGCUUGUAAUGAAAUAAGGAGAGAAAUGCAGGGAUUCGUCAGGUUACAGUUGUAGCCCGCCGCUCGAACUGCCUCGAUCUGCGCUGCGACGCGGCGCCGCUUCGCCCCGCGCGGGACCAUGGAGCGGUAGAGGAGCGACGCGGAGACGGGACGGAAUCACCCGACGCCGCCGGAGCCGCGCGAGCCCGUGUGUCGGCGAGCUGCACGUCCGCGCCGGGCUGUACCUCCGCGUCUGGGGGAGCCUCGGGGACCCCCGCCGCUCUCGCGCUCCGUCCGCGCGCCCGUUCGGGGGACGAGAGUUUCCCGGGCGGCUUCUCGGACAGGUCCGCGCGCGAGCCGCCGCGCGCCGCCGGGCUGAAUGAGGCUGGCGACCGGCGCACGGAGACAGAGCCGCUGCGCGUGAUCGCGUCCGACGGGGUCCGGGCAGAGGUGCACCCCAAGCCCCGCUGAAGGCUCCGCGACAUGGUGAUACUCCACCGACGAGGGGGACGGGGACGACGCUUGUAAACUCGCCCACAUGCACUGGAUCAAUUGCCGGACUUGGGAACCACAUACGCUGAAGGGGGGUCGGGGAUCCUUGGAGGCAGACGGAGGAUGGAGCGGUGUAGCCGGGGCUGGUGAGAGCCUCACUUCGGGCUACUUUACAUUUCUUAUUCCUACACAAGUCGCUGUUCCCCGGACACAUGCAGGCCAAAAAACGCUACCUGAUCCUGCUCUCCGCCGGCGCGUGUCUCGUGCUCCUCUUCUCCCUCGGGGGCGUCCAGCUUCCGGCGGCGAGCCGGAGCCGGAGCCGGCACGACCGCAGCCGCAGCGGGCACCGGCCCGACCAGCCCUGGCCGCACUUCUCGGACCCGUUACACCCGUUCGCGUCGUGGGACCAGGCGGACACCGAGGAGUACAACGUGCACAUGUCUCCGAGGCAGAAGAGGGACGUCCACGCGAGUGUUUACAGGGGCAAACGGUGCCGAAUGGAUUCGUGCUUUGAUUUCUCUCCGUGUCAGAAGAACGGAUUCAAAGUUUACGUGUACCCGCAGCAGAAGGGGGAGAAGAUCUCCGAGAGUUACCAGAACAUUUUAUCCACCAUUGAGGGCUCCAGGUUUUACACGUCGGACCCCGGACAGGCGUGCCUGUUCGUCCUGAGCCUGGACACGCUGGACCGGGACCAGCUGUCCCCGCAAUACGUCCACAACCUGAAGACCAAGGUCCAGAACCUGCCUCUGUGGAACGACGGCAGGAACCACCUCAUAUUCAACUUGUACUCCGGGACGUGGCCGGAUUACACGGAGGACCUGGGCUUCGACAUCGGCCAGGCGAUGCUGGCCAAAGCCAGCAUCAGCACCGAGAACUUCCGGCCCAGCUUCGACGUGUCCAUCCCGCUGUUCUCCAAGGAGCACCCGCGGACCGGCGGGGAGAGGGGGUUCCUCAAGUACAACUCCAUUCCGCCGUUCAGAAAGUACAUGCUGGUGUUCAAGGGGAAGCGCUACCUGACCGGCAUCGGCUCGGACACCCGGAACGCCUUAUACCACGUGCACAACGCGGAGGACGUGGUGCUGCUCACCACCUGCAAGCACGGCAAGGACUGGCAGAAGCACAAGGACGCGCGCUGCGACAGGGACAACGCGGAGUACGACAAGUACGACUACAAGGAGAUGCUCCACAACUCCACCUUCUGCCUGGUGCCUCGUGGCCGACGACUGGGCUCCUUCCGCUUCCUGGAGGCGCUGCAGGCCGCGUGCGUGCCCGUGAUGCUGAGCAACGGCUGGGAGCUGCCGUUCUCCGAGAUCAUCGACUGGAACACGGCCGCCGUCAUCGGCGACGAGAGGCUGCUGCUGCAGAUUCCCACCACCGUGCGCUCCAUCCACCAGGAUAAGAUCCUGUCCCUCAGGCAGCAGACGCAGUUCCUGUGGGAGGCCUACUUCUCCUCCGUGGAGAAGAUAGUGCUGACCACACUGGAGAUCAUCCAGGACCGCGUGCUGGAGCACGGCUCCAGGAGCAGCCUGAUGUGGAACAGCCACCCCGGGGGGCUCUUCACGCUGCCGCGCUACUCCGGCUACCUGGGAGACUUCCCCUUCUACUACGCCACCCUGGGCAUCAAGCCGUACCACAAGUUCACCGCCGUCAUCCACGCCGUCUCCCCUCUGGUGUCGCAGUCGCAGCCCAUCCUCAAGCUCCUCGUAGCUGUGGCCAGGUCCCAGUACUGUGCACAGAUCAUCGUCCUGUGGAACUGCGACAAGCCCCUGCCGGCGAAGCACCGCUGGCCGGCCACCUCCGUGCCCGUCAUCGUCAUCGAGGGGGAGAACAAGGUGAUGAGCAGCCGCUUCCUGCCGUACGAGACCAUAGCGACGGACGCGGUGCUCAGCCUGGAUGAAGACACGGUGUUGUCCACCACAGAGGUGGACUUUGCCUUCACCGUCUGGCAGAGCUUCCCAGAGCGGAUCGUAGGCUACCCCGCCCGCAGCCACUUCUGGGACAGCAACAAGGAGCGAUGGGGCUACACCUCCAAGUGGACCAACGAUUAUUCAAUGGUGCUGACCGGCGCCGCCAUCUACCACAGGUAUUACCAUUACCUGUACACCAACUACUUGCCCACGAGCCUGAAGAGCAUGGUGGACCAGCUGGCCAACUGCGAGGACAUCCUGAUGAACUUCCUGGUCUCCGCUGUCACCAAGCUGCCGCCGAUCAAGGUCACGCAGAAGAAGCAGUACAAGGAGACCAUGAUGGGGCAGUCUUCGAGGGCUUCUCGCUGGGCCGACCCCGACCACUUCGCCCAGCGACAGACCUGCAUGAACAAGUUCGCCAGCUGGUUUGGCGCCAUGCCGCUGGUCCACUCGCAGAUGAGACUGGACCCCGUCCUGUUCAAGGACCAGGUCUCCAUCCUCCGCAAGAAAUACAGGGACAUCGAGAGGCUCUGACAGGACCGACGCCCCCUCUGGGGAGACCCCACGCAGGGGGAGGCACGAGAGAGAGACUCCUUGGAGGGAAGAAGGAGUAGUAGGACUGUACCCGGAUGGACAGGGAGCGACGCGGCUCCGUCUUCCACUCAGCACAUUGCCAAUGACCACAGCGCUGCUGCUGCCAGGACUUGAUGCAGGAAGGGAUGAAUAGGAAGCAAGCAGAUGGCGCUUGGAUUUGAAAAGCGCAAACAAAAAGCGCAAACAGGCCGACAAAGAGGAGUGCACAAACUGACGGACAUGCCAAACAGGACUGUAUGUUUCGCAAGCGUGCAAACACACAGACGCACUACUGAUGCUGAAGAACUCCCGAAUAAAAUAUUUUUUCUACGACGCGAACGCGGACGACGCUGACUUUCCUGCUCUCGGCACAUUUGCAGGUAGUAGAGGAAGAGGGGAGGUGUCUGCGGCCACCAACCUGGCAACCGCAGCCACAACAGACUCU
Betta splendens (Siamese fighting fish) is the source of this 3614-nucleotide messenger RNA. It is a transcript of the gene ext1b, whose product is annotated as exostosin glycosyltransferase 1b. The record is from RefSeq and is a predicted model, not a curated record. Bases 902 to 3130 code for a protein of 742 amino acids. NCBI's taxonomy places the organism in Eukaryota, Metazoa, Chordata, Actinopteri, Anabantiformes, Osphronemidae. Gene Ontology annotation, molecular function: glycosyltransferase activity. Gene Ontology annotation, cellular component: membrane. The transcript has 11 exons.